AUGCAAAUAGCCAUUAACAAGCUUUGUGCAACUAUUAAUGAUGGUGAUUGUGUACUAAUUUAUUUUUCGGGGCAUGGAAUGGAAGAAAAAGGUCAAACUUAUUUAAUACCAAUUGAAGACAUACACAAUCCUGCAUUGAAUUGUAUCUGUCUGGAUAAACUGUUAAAUCAAUUGAAUAACUGUGGAGAUAAAUUAUUAAAUAUUGUUAUACUCGAUUCAUGUCGUGCUGACGAAAAAAAUAAUACGUGGAAAUCGAAGGCUACAAGUGCGGAAAAUGAAGACGAUCUCAAAUUUGCCUUUGACGAAGUCCUGUCAAAAAAUGUCCGUCGAAAAAAUGACUCUCAAUUUUUCGUAAUAUACUCAGCUGAUCCUGGUACGGUAUCAUAUGCUGCCGGUCCUCAUACGAAUGGAAACAGUUAUUUUACACACUCACUAUUAAACCAUAUUUCAACACCAGAUAUGAAGCUAGAAGAAAUGAUGAAAGAAGUUUCAAGAGAAAUAAUGUUAAAAUCAAAUUAUGAGCAACGACCAUGGAUACAUUCAUGUCUUCAUGAACAUUUUUUUUUUAAAAAAGGAGAAAUUCAAACAAAAACGACUGAACUUCAACUAAUUGAAAGUACUGUUGCUGGAGGAAAUGAAAAUGGAGAUAAACCAAAUCAACUCAACGGUCCUCAAGGAAUCUUUAUUGAUAAUGACAAAUCAGUUUAUAUUGCUGAUUGUUGGAAUCAUCGUAUUGUUAAAUGGGAAUUGGAUUCAAAUACUGGUGAACGCAUUGUAGGUAGAAACAAAAAAGGAAAUCAAGAUAAUCAAUUGUAUUGGCCAAAAGACAUAAUUUUCGAUAAAGAAAAUAAAUCUUUCAUUAUUGCUGACUACGGAAACAAACGAGUAAUUCGAUAUUUUGGUAAUAAUCAAACAAAACAACAAAUUAUUAUUUCAAAUAUCGAUUGCUGUAGUCUAACAAUCGAUAAAAAUGGAUUUAUUUAUGUUUGUGAUGACCAGAAACAUGAAGUAAAACGAUAUAAACAAGGCGAUACAGAAGGUGUAUUAGUUGCAGGUGGAAAUAAAAAAGGAAGUCAACUUAAUCAGCUCCAUUCUCCUGAUAAUAUUUUUAUUGAUGAAUAUGGUUCUCUUUAUAUAUCAGAUCAUUGCAAUCAGCGUGUAAUGAAAUGGAAAAAAGAUGCAAAAGAAGGAAUUGUUGUUGCUGGUGGAAAUGGUCGUGGAGGAAGUCUCAAACACCUGUCUUCUCCUUCAGGAGUGGUUGUUGAUCGUUUGGGUCGAAUCUAUGUGGCAGAUUGUGGGAAUGAUCGAAUAGUACGUUGGUGUAAAGAAGGUAAAGAAGGUGAAAUUGUUGUUGGUGGAAAUGGUCCAGGAAAGGAACAAAAUCAAUUGAAUGGGCCAACAGGUGUAUCAUUUGAUAAUGAAGAAAAUCUUUAUGUUGUUGAUCGUAAUAAUCAUCGAAUCCAAAAAUAUGAAACAGUUUUAAAUUAA
Adineta steineri is the source of this 1488-nucleotide messenger RNA. Lineage: Eukaryota; Metazoa; Rotifera; Eurotatoria; Adinetida; Adinetidae. The record is from the annotation of a GenBank genome assembly.